GUUAACAACUCAUGCAUGUACAUCAAUAAUCACCCAAAAUUUUCAGCACCUUCAUAAAUAACAGGGCCCAAAACUUGUCCAUUCAAUGUUUCUACACAUACUUAGAAAUUUUCACAAAAUGCCAAUUCACAUUCACAACAACUAAGCACGACACAAUGAAGUUACUUUCCUCAAAAGAACUUCUGGGUCCAUCUUUUCUGCUCUUGCUGUUGUUCUUCUCCCCUUCGUGCCACUCACUCGACAGCAUUAUAACCUCAAACCGACCCAUCAAAGACGGCGACGUUUUGGUCUCCGACGACAGAGGAACCUUCGUGCUCGGUUUCUUCAGCCCGCGAGAUGAUUCAAGAAGCCGGUAUGUUGGGAUAUGGUACAACAAAAUCUCAGAACAAACCGUUGUGUGGGUCGCAAACAGAGACACUCCCCUGAAGAACAACGACACUUCUGGUGUUCUCUCCGUCCAAAAUGGAAACCUCGUACUCCACGCCGCCACCAUCAAGAACAGAAACGUGAACCCGGUUUGGUCAACCAAUGUUUCCACCUCAUUUAACGCUUCUUCAGCUAAGCUUCUAGACACAGGGAACUUGGUUUUGUUCAAUGGAAACGGUAAUGUUUUAUGGCAGAGUUUUGAUUACCCUGGUAACACUCUGCUUCCGUUCAUGAAACUCGGGCUGAACCGUACAACCGGUCUGAACCGGUUCUUGAGAUCGUGGAAGUCUCCGGCCGACCCGGGAUCCGGAAACGUGACAUAUAAAAUCGACCCGGCGGGGUCCCCACAAUUGUACCUGAAUAAGAACGGGAUCCCUAUAUGGCGGGUCGGGUCGUGGACGGGUUUGAGAUGGAGUGGGGUACCGGAGAUGACACCGAGCUUCAUCUUCACCGUUGAAUUCAUCGAUGACAAAGAUGAGGUAACGAUAAUGUACGGAGUGAAGGACCCCACGGUGCUGACGAGGAUGGUGUUGGAAGAAACUGGCCACGUGCGGAGGCUGACGUGGCAGGCGCACGAGAACAGGUGGUUCCAAAUUUGGUUUGGGCCGAAGGAGGAGUGCGACGGGUUCAGGCAGUGCGGGGCGAACGCGAACUGCGACCCGUACAAUGCAGAGCGGUUUGAGUGUGAGUGUUUGCCCGGGUUCGAACCCAGGUUCCCGCGUGAAUGGUACCUCAGAGAUGGGUCGGGUGGGUGCGUGAGGAAGGGGAACGUGUCAACGUGCCGGAGCGGGGAGGGGUUUGUGAAGGUGGAGCGUGUGAAGGUUCCGGACACUUCGAAGGCGCGUGUGGAGGAGGGGAUGAGGUUGAGAGAGUGCAAAGAGAAGUGUUUAGGGGAUUGUUCGUGUGCGGCAUACACGACUGCGAAUGAGAGCUCACAGAGUGGGUGCCUUACUUGGCAUGGAGGUAUGGAGGACACGAGGACGUAUACGAAUGGGGGAGAGGAUUUGUAUGUUCGUGUGGAUGCACUUGAAUUAGCUAGAUAUGCAAAAAAGCCGUAUGGUGCUCUUGGCAAGAAGUGGAUGAUUGCAGUUUUAGCUGUUGCAAUUUCCUUGUUAUUAUUUUUGGGCACAUUAGUGUAUUGGUUUGUAAAGGCCAGGAAACAAGGGAGAAAAAGAAACCGCAAGUUUUCGUUUCGUCUUAGCUUUGAGGACUCUCCCAAUCACCAAGAAUUUGACACUACACAAAAUACAGAUUUACCAUUCUUUGAUCUUAGCACCAUAGCUGCAGCAACAGACAAUUUCUCUAACAAGCUUGGUCAAGGUGGUUUUGGUGCUGUUUACAAGGGUGUACUGAGUAAUGGAAAGGAAAUAGCAGUGAAGAGACUGGCAAAGAAUUCUGGACAAGGCAUAGAAGAGUUUAAAAAUGAGGUUGUUUUGAUUUCAAAGCUCCAACACAGAAAUCUUGUGAGGAUCUUAGGUUGCUCCAUUGAAGGAGAGGAGAAGAUGUUGAUCUAUGAGUAUUUGCCUAACAAAAGCUUGGAUUUUUUCAUUUUUGAUGAAGCUAAAAGGUCACUGCUAGACUGGGAAAAAAGAUUUGACAUCAUCUGUGGGGUUGCUAGAGGGAUCUUGUACCUUCAUCAAGAUUCACGAUUAAGAAUCAUUCAUAGAGACCUGAAGGCCAGCAAUGUCUUGCUGGACUCUGCAUUGGACCCCAAAAUUGCAGAUUUUGGCAUGGCUAGAAUAUUUGGUGGAGAUCAAAUUGAAGCAAACACAAAUCGUGUUGUUGGAACCUAUGGCUACAUGUCACCAGAAUAUGCCAUGGAAGGACAAUUUUCAAUCAAGUCAGAUGUAUACAGCUUUGGAGUCUUACUUCUAGAGAUUGUUACAGGAAGAAAGAACAGUGGUCAAUAUGAAGAUAUUACAACCACAAAUUUAGUUGGACAUAUAUGGGAUCUAUGGAGAGAAGGAAGAGCCUUGGAGAUUGUUGAUCCAUCAUUGGGAGAGUCAUGCUCUGACCAUUUAGUCCUAAGAUGCAUCCAAAUUGGGCUGUUAUGUGUGCAGGAUCAUGCUGGAGAUAGGCCUUCUAUGUCAAGAGUUGUUUCCAUGUUGGACAAUGAUUCAACUCUUCCUACUCCAAAACAGCCAGCAUUUAUUUUCAAGAAAUCGAAUUAUGCGAGUUCAGAUGCUUCAACCAGUGAAGGAAUUAAUUACUCAGUUAAUGAGAUGAGUAUGACUAGGAUUGAAGCUCGCUGAAAGCCAAGGCUCUUGGAAUUGUGUGACGAAGCUUUGUAUGCUAUUGUAUGAUUCUAGUGUGUUGUGAAUUGAACAACACUUAGGUUUGCCAAAAUGUUGUCUAUGAUAACCUACAUAUUAUCCAAUUUAAAAUAGCAAUGUAAAAUCAGGGGUUAUUAGGGAGUAAGGCUAAGGCUAAUACCAGCAUUUGACUUCUUUAUGUAAAUUUCUUUUGGUCUUUGACGAGUGUAAUUAAACCUGUUUGGGAAACCGGAAUAGUCCCUCCCAACAUCUUGUUGGUACUUCUUUCUGUAAAUUAAUAGCAACACUAUUCUAAGUA
Molecule: messenger RNA, 2997 nt
Organism: Lotus japonicus
Lineage: Eukaryota; Viridiplantae; Streptophyta; Magnoliopsida; Fabales; Fabaceae
Product: G-type lectin S-receptor-like serine/threonine-protein kinase RKS1
Exons: 7
Coding region: 156-2678 (840 amino acids)
Biological process (GO): recognition of pollen; protein phosphorylation
Molecular function (GO): ATP binding; protein serine/threonine kinase activity
Source: RefSeq, a predicted model, not a curated record